Molecule: messenger RNA, 2915 nt
Organism: Sceloporus undulatus (fence lizard)
Lineage: Eukaryota; Metazoa; Chordata; Lepidosauria; Squamata; Phrynosomatidae
Product: UDP-glucuronosyltransferase 2A1-like
Exons: 7
Coding region: 16-2226 (736 amino acids)
Molecular function (GO): UDP-glycosyltransferase activity
Source: RefSeq, a predicted model, not a curated record
AGAGCAGUUGUAAUAAUGCUUUCCAUUCAUCUUCUGACACUUCAGGCUGCCAUGUUAGGAAAUGUUUUCUGUGGAAAUGUGCUGAUUUGGCCAGCAGAAGCCAGCCACUGGCUAAAUGUUAAGGUUAUCAUUCAGGAACUGAUACACAGAGACCACAAUGUGACCAUCCUAGUUUCAGCAGCAUCACUUUUCAUUAAACCUGGAGAUAUGUCCACAGCCAAAUUUGAGAUAUACCCUGUGCCCUUUGGAAAAGACGACAUUGAUUCAGUUAUCAAUGAUUUCAUCAUGCUGUGGCUGAAAAAUAAGCCCAACACUUUCACCUUCCACAGGUUUUACCAAGAGCUGGGAAAGUUGGUGAGGAAAAUACAUGUUAUCAAUAGGCAGAUGUGCGAAGGAGUGCUGGCUAAUCAGGAACUCAUGCUCCGUCUGAAAAAGAACAAAUACGAUGUGCUCCUUUCUGAUCCUGUGAUGAUCUGUGGUGACCUGAUUGCUUUAGAACUGGGUAUCCCCUUUAUGUACACCUUGCGCUUCACUCCAGCCUCAACUGUAGAGAGACACUGUGGGAAAAUCCCUGCCCCUCCUUCAUAUGUUCCAGCUGCUUUGUCUGAGCUGACAGACAGACUGUUGUUUGGAGAAAGGGUGAAAAAUGUCAUCUCCUACCAUGUACAAGAUUAUGUUUUUCAAAAAUACUGGGGAGAAUGGGAUUCUUAUUACAGCCAGGUUUUGGCUGACUACAGCCACUGGAUAAAUGUAAAAUCUAUACUGCAUGAGCUCACAGCCAAGGGCCAUCAAGUGACGGUGCUAAUGCCUUCAUACUUCCAGGCAGCUAACUCAAAUGCCUCUUUCCCCUUUCAAAUAGAAGUGAUCCCACUUCCAUUCUCAAAGGAGGACACAGAUACUUUGCUGCAAGACCUUUUCUACCUAUGGGUUUAUGAGAAGCAUGAAAUAUCUGUCUGGGAAUUUUCGACCAAGUUCUAUGACUUUAUAAUGGAGAUGUCUGACAUACAAAAAUCUUUCUGUGAUGGGAUUUUGUUGAAUGAGAAAUUGCUACAAAAGUUGGAGUCUGCUGCUUUUGAGGUCCUUCUUUCAGACCCAACCACGUCUUGUGGGGAACUGCUAGCUGAGAAGCUUCAUGUUCCAUUUAUGUAUUCUUUCCGGUUCUCUCUUGGAAACACAAUGGAGCGUCUUUGUGGUGGUCUCCCAGCUCCUCCAUCCUAUGUGCCUGCCAGCCUCGGAGGGCUAACAGACAGGAUGUCUUUCAUGGAGAGGAUGGAAAACAUGUUUGUUUAUCUUUCACAAGAUAUCUUCUUCCACUAUUUUCUCCUCAAAGACUGGAAUAAAUACUAUAGUGAUGUUCUAGGGAGACCCACAACAUUGUGUGAAACAAUGGGCAAAGCAGAAAUAUGGCUGAUCCGAACCUACUGGGACUUUGAAUUUCCACGACCAUUCUUACCAAAUUUUGAAUUCGUAGGAGGGCUGCAUUGUCAGCCAGCAAAACCUUUGCCUAAGGAAAUGGAAGAAUUUGUCCAGAGUUCAGGGGAACACGGUAUUGUGGUAUUUUCUCUUGGUUCAAUGCUUAAAAACCUAACAGAUGAAAAGAGUAACAUGGUUGCGCUGGCCCUCAGCCAACUUCCACAGAAGGUGAUUUGGCGAUACAAAGGGAAAAAGCCAGAAACACUAGGCUCCAAUACCCGACUUUAUGACUGGAUACCACAAAAUGAUCUACUUGGACAUCCCAAGACAAAAGCCUUUAUAACACACGGUGGAACAAAUGGGGUCUAUGAAGCCAUUUACCAUGGGAUUCCCAUGGUAGGGAUCCCCAUGUUUGCUGACCAGCCUGAUAACAUUGCUCACAUGAGAGCAAAAGGAAUGGCUAUAGAGUUGAAUAUCCACACAAUGAAAGCACAAGACUUGUUGGAUGCUGUGAAUACUGUCAUUCACAAUGUGACAUAUAAGGAAAAUGCAGUACGAGUAUCGCAGAUUCAUCAUGACCAACCCAUGAAGCCUCUAGAUCGAGCUGUCUUUUGGAUUGAGUUUGUCAUGCGCCACAAAGGUGCCAAGCACUUGAGAGUUGCUGCCCAUGACUUGACUUGGUACCAGUAUCAUAGCAUUGAUGUCAUUGUCUUCUUGAUCAGCUGUGUAGCACUUUUCAUAUUCAUUGCUAUAAAAAGCUGCUUAUUUUGCUGUCGGAAAUGUGGCAUCACGAAGAAAACAAAAACGGAAUAGUUUUUGGGACACAGCCAUCAUGUACCAUAUAUUAUCCAGCAUGUUCAGACUGGGUAUGUUUAACCAUUUACCAUGAUGUUCAGUUUGAUUGAAUGUAUAAGGAAACCUAGCUUUCUCAGGCUCCAUUCAAGUGGCAUAGAUUUACAAGUAUUAAUAAAGAUACCUAUAAAAAACGUUGUUGUUGUUGGGUGCUUUGAAGUAGUUUCCGACUUAUGGUGACUGUAAGGUGAACCUAUCAUGGGAUUUUCUGGAGCUAGGAGUGUGUUACUCACCCAAAGUGAUCCAGUUUUCCAUGGCUGAGCAGGAAAUUGAACUUUGAUCUUUCAGUCAUAGUCCCAUGAGCAAACUACUACAUCAUGCCGGAUUUCAAAACUUUAGGUUUAUUUCUAAUUGAGGUAAACCCGUGGUUUGGGACUGAAAUAGUGCAGUCACAGCUUUCUGGAGAUCAGUGUCUCUGUACAGCGGGCCCUCGGUAUCUACGGGGGAUCCAUUCCAGAUCCUCCCAUGGAUACCAAAAUCAGUGGAUGCUCAAGCCGCAUAGUACUCAAUGGUGGUGCAGCUGCGACAAUGACAUUUUGCCCCUCCUUUGAAGCCCGCCUCAUUGCUCACCUCUUCUUCCUCCUCUUCUCCUGUUGCUGCAGCUCUUCCUCCUUUUUCAUCCUCCUCCUCCCCCUCCUCUUCACCCAGUC